AUGCUGCUUGCCCUUGCUCCUUCCCGGCUGGUUAUUCCGGCCUCAAUCCGCAGCUUUUGCUCGAGUGUCCGCGUCACUCCGCCUCUUUCCCCUCGCGCGCGUGUGUCGAGACUCCCGACGCAGCUCGUGGAUCUCAACGAGGCGCAGACGCCCACAACGAAGGAACCGAGAGGCCACAGACACGGCAGCGCCAACGGCGAGGCGGGGGCAGCAGCUCGCGAACGCAAGCGGGACCGAGCCAUGCAAGCGCUUCAGGACGCGCAACAGCGCUUCAACGACCUUGUCAACAAUGACUGGCCCGAGCGGGUGCCCGUGGAGGCCAUGCCCGACUACGAUCCUCGCUACAUGAAAGAGGGUUUCCUACAGAAGAAAGGCCAGCGACUCAAAGGCUGGAAACGCCGCUGGUUUGUAUGCGACGGCCGCACCCUGUCUUACUACAUCUCAAGGAAAGAUCGCAAACCCAACGCUGUGAUCCCCUUGGAAGGCUGUACCGUACAGGACGGUGGACUGAGCGAGACGUGGAACUCGCCCCGUAUCUACCUGACCGAUCCAGCUACUGGCAUCAUGUACUGCCUGUCGGCAGAGGAAGGCAUUGUCGUAACCCAGUGGUUGGAUGUGCUUCGCGUGGCUGUAGCUCGUGUCAACAACGGCACAAGUGAGUCCAAUGCACAGGCAUCGUCGCAGAAUAACAGCAGAAAGCAGCACAGACUCCAGACCGCGCCAUCGUCCUCUGACGAUGAGGACAGUCGCGCUCAUCUCAAGCGCGCGGCGUCGCUGGGUCCUUCACAGGCUCGCGCAGUUACACUCAAAUCGGCGUCGUCAGUGGGAACUUCGAACGCUUCGGCUACUAAUGGAGAUAACAAGCGUACGACGAGACUGACGUCGGCUCCGUCCUCAGUCAGCAACGCCGCCAGCACUCCAGCGCCGCCUUCGCACCAGCAUCACCAGCACCGCCCUCAUCGUACCAAGACGCAACGUCUACCCACGACGAUUUCACUGGAGAACGAGCUCUCUCAUGGCCUGGACGUGCUGGAAGCGCUGCUUGGGCACAACUCAACUGGCUCCUCGAUCCGUAACCACGUGGCAUUCCGUCCGCUUGGCGCAGUGAAUGGAGUUCUACGCAGCAUUGGAACAGACUCCACUUCUGGAAAACAGUAUGCGCGUGCUAGCGUGGUGCUGCCUGUGUCGUCAGAAGUUGCAGCCAUUCUACUGGCCGACCACGCGCGUCGAGCCGAGUGGGACGUGCACUUCCCACACUCGGCCCAUGUAGCCACUUUCGACGACGCGACGGACCUUGUGCAUUUGUCGAGUGGCAGCUUUGCUCAGAUCCAACAGACCAAGCCUUUCGUGGCGCCGCAUGUGGCUGCUACCGCCUGUGCCUUGUGUGCUGCUCUCUUCUCGGGUGCUUCUACGUGGGAGGCGCUUCUCACGGCGAUGGUGUACGCAGCAGCCGUUGGAGGCAUUGUGAGUAGUAUCGACUACAGUACGUUGACGACACCACGUGACCUGGUACUUCUUCGUCAUGUGCGCGAGUCUGCUGCGCCUGAUUCGCAGGAUUCGAGUGACGAUAAGUCGGAGGACGAGAUGGGGAAAUCUGUGGUGCUUAUCCUGGAGAAGUCGGUAGUUAACGAGCUUAAACCGAUUAGCUCGGGCUCUGUGCGUGCACACGUUGGCCUGAGCGGCUGGCUGCUAGAGCCUGUGGACUCAGGCCAUGCUACACUGGCCACUUACAUUACUGAUUUGGAUGUGAAGGGAUGGCUGUCACCCGCCACGCGUCAGAGCUUCCUGCUCUCUCGUUUGGACUGUGUAUCUGUCCUCAGUGAGUACGUGAACCAAGCGCAACUAUGUGGAUCAGAGCUCGGAUUCGGUGGCGGUCUGGACGAUGAUGGGGAAGGAGAGUACGAGACUCGCAGCGUCGGAUACGAAGACGCCAGUGAAGCCAGUGGUCUUGGAGGAUUUGCUGACGGAGAGUUAUCCACGAUCUUCCACCCGAAGACUUACAUGCGUGGCAUGAUGCCUCUGCCUAGCGGUGGUCUGAAGCUGAUCGACAAGGAGAUUGCCAAGAAACAAGGUGGCGUAGUGAAGGAUGUGAUCAAGUCUGCAGGAGCCAAGAUCUUAGAGGGCAAGUCGGCUGUGAGUCUGUCGCUUCCUGUGCGUAUUUUCGAACCUCGAACCAAUCUGGAGCGUGUGUGCGACUUGAUGCUGUACGCACCGACGUUCCUGAACACUGCGUACGCGCAGAAUGAUGCGCUGGAACGCUUUAAGUACGUCAUUUCAUUCGCCGUGGCCGGUCUGCACCACAGUAUCGGACAGCUGAAGCCAUUUAACCCCAUCUUGGGUGAAACGUUCCAGUCGACACUGAACGAUGGAACGGACGUGAGUUGCGAGCACACAAGCCACCACCCGCCAAUCAGUAACUUCCAGUUUACCGGUGAGAAGUAUUCUAUCGCCGGUUUCGUGCUCUGGCAUGCCAGUAUGAGCGUGAAAUCCAACGCCAUGCUUAACACAAACAAGGGACCAGUGCGCGUCACGUUCCCUGACACUGAGGGUCUUCCCGGAACUACGAUCGAGUACAAUUUACCUUACCUGCAGAUCGGUGGGCUAUUGUGGGGAGACCGUACGGUUGACAUUAUGGGCAACAUGGUGUUCAAAGACAAGAAGAACCGUCUGCAGUGUGAGUUGCGCCUCAAUCCCGAUGCAAAGUCUGGUAUGGGCGGAAUGUUUUCGAGCUCCAAGACGCCGACAGACUCGCUGCGUGGUGUCAUCCUGGACACUUCGGCGUCUCCUCCACGUGAGAUCUGUGACGUCUCGGGUUCCUGGCUGCAUGACCUCGUCUUUGGCAACAAGACGUACUGGAGUAUCAACAGCUUCCAGAGUGGCUACAUGGUGCCAUACCCUGAGGACAGGAUUCUAGCGUCCGACUCAAGAUACCGCGAGGAUCUGCAUUACCUGGCAGCAGGCGACUUGGACGAAUCGCAGGAGUGGAAGGUGAAGCUUGAGGUGUUGCAGCGUGCCGACCGCAAGGCGCGUCUGGACGGUCGACGUCCCAACCACUGGUCGUUCCGCAGUGCGGCUGGAGGACAUUGA
Messenger RNA from Phytophthora infestans T30-4, 3087 nucleotides. RefSeq lists its product as uncharacterized. The transcript has 3 exons. Gene Ontology annotation, cellular component: membrane; cytosol; intracellular membrane-bounded organelle. Bases 1 to 3087 code for a protein of 1028 amino acids. The record is from RefSeq and is a predicted model, not a curated record. Gene Ontology annotation, molecular function: sterol binding. Lineage: Eukaryota; Oomycota; Peronosporomycetes; Peronosporales; Peronosporaceae.